Ananas comosus (pineapple) is the source of this 327-nucleotide messenger RNA. RefSeq names its product VQ motif-containing protein 10-like. The transcript has a single exon. NCBI's taxonomy places the organism in Eukaryota, Viridiplantae, Streptophyta, Magnoliopsida, Poales, Bromeliaceae. The coding region runs from base 1 to 315 and encodes 104 amino acids. The record is from RefSeq and is a predicted model, not a curated record.
AUGUCUUGGAGCGGAAAUUCGAAUGCGAGGGAGAUCAAGGUGACGGUGAUCGAGACGCAGUUUGUGCAGACGGACCUGGCCGACUUCAAGGCCGUCGUGCAGCGGCUGACCGGGAGGGAUCAGACGGCAGUGGCGGUGGGGGCCCCACGGGUGGUGCCCCAGAGGCCGCGGGCGUGCAGAGGCCCCCGGUUCGGCUAUGCCGGGGAAGAGGGCUGCACGCAAGGAUGCCGCGGUGAAUGGCCCGCGGCGAAGGCCGAGGAGCCUUUUCUGGAUGAGUUAUAUGAUGCGUUUUGUACUUCUCAUCAAUUAUUGUAGUAGUGUACAUGA